Messenger RNA from Chrysoperla carnea, 1553 nucleotides. Its product is annotated as solute carrier family 25 member 40-like. The record is from RefSeq and is a predicted model, not a curated record. The transcript has 7 exons. The coding region runs from base 364 to 1518 and encodes 384 amino acids. NCBI's taxonomy places the organism in Eukaryota, Metazoa, Arthropoda, Insecta, Neuroptera, Chrysopidae. Gene Ontology annotation, biological process: mitochondrial transmembrane transport.
AAAUUUUAUAACAUUUAAAUGUUAAGAUUAUCGAAGGUUAAUAAAAGGAAAACUAAGCUGCAUUGAAUAAUUUUAAGGUUAUGUUCAAAUUAUGUAAUGAUAAACAUCGGAUGACACACGAUGAUUAGCGACAUGUGGUUGGAAAAUAUUAUAAUUUCAAAUCGAAAAAUAUACAUACGUCUAGAGUAAUUUUUAUUUUUUAUAUCAAAAUACGCACAAAUAUCAAUUAUGAGAUAGGGACUAUUUUAUAUUUGAAACUUGUGUAGUCAUAGCCACUAAGAAUUCUAGAAAAAAAAAUUAUAAUUAUGUUUUGAUAUGUUUGUGGAAUAGUAUUUUUGUGGCAUUACUUUUUUAUUAUAAACCAUGGCAGAAAAUGCGGGGGCAGCAACUAUACAAACAGAAAUUGAGGUGGCAGGAACCUGUACGGAACAGGGACCGCAUACUGUACCUACAUCAGAUGAUAUCCCUAUUGAUUUCGAUGAUCCUAAAUAUCGUGCAACUCCAAUGCAACAAGUUUUAUCUUCAUGUACAGGAGCUCUUUUAACAUCAUUUCUUGUGACACCACUUGAUGUAAUAAAAAUUCGUUUACAAGCUCAACAAAAAAGUUUAAUUUCAAAUCGUUGUUAUCUAUACUGCAAUGGUCUUAUGGAUCAUUUGUGUCCGUGUGAUCAAGUUAAUGGCAUAGUUGAUCCAAGGAAUCGAAGUUUCGUGAAACCUGUUCACUUUAAUGGAACUAUUGAUGCAUUUUAUAAAAUUACCAAAUAUGAAGGUGUUUCUGCACUUUGGAGCGGACUAUCACCAACUUUAGUUCUAGCGGUACCGACAACAAUCCUAUACUUUGUAUCAUAUGAACAAAUUCGAUUAUCGUUAAAAGAUUGGUAUAAUAAAAGGAAUGUAACAAAUGGAGAACGAAUUCAACCGGCAUGGAUACCGAUUGUUGCUGGUGGUAGUGCUCGAAUAUUUUCGGCAACAAUUGUUAGUCCUUUAGAAUUAAUACGUACAAAAAUGCAAUCUGCUAAAUUAAAAUACGCAGAUGUUGCUGAAGCUUUACAAUUAUUAAUAAAAACAGAUGGUGCUAUUGGUUUAUGGAAAGGCUUAGGUCCAACUUUAUUAAGAGAUGUUCCAUUUUCGGCGGUUUAUUGGACAGUAUACGAAUUUCUUAAAAAUGAUGGAUGUAUAGAAAGAUCUUUUUUUAGUAGUUUUAUGUACGGUGCUAUAGCAGGAUCUGUCGCUGCUACAAUUACCGUACCUUUUGACGUAGUGAAAACGCAUCAACAAAUUGAAUUAGGUGAAAAAGAAAUUUAUACAGAUCGGAAACAACCAGCUGCAAGUAUGUCAAAUAUUUUCCGAAAAAUAUAUAGAAAUUAUGGAGUACGUGGUUUAUUUGCUGGUUUAACUCCAAGAGUAAUAAAAGUUGCACCAGCUUGUGCUAUAAUGAUUGCAACAUUUGAACAUGGGAAAAAAUUUUUCCACAGAAAUGCAAAUGAAACAGAACCCGAUAUUAAAAAAAAAGGGUGAAAAAACUCUUUGUAAUUAUGUUACCUGAAAAUUAU